Molecule: messenger RNA, 1572 nt
Organism: Thyridium curvatum
Lineage: Eukaryota; Fungi; Ascomycota; Sordariomycetes; Thyridiales; Thyridiaceae
Exons: 2
Coding region: 1-1572 (523 amino acids)
Biological process (GO): dephosphorylation
Molecular function (GO): phosphatase activity
Source: RefSeq, a predicted model, not a curated record
AUGACGACUCUGCAACCCCGAAAGCCAUAUACAGACGAGGAGCUCCGGCAGCUUUACCCGGCCGGCCUUGAGCUGCAGCUGGUACAGAUUCUGCUGCGACACGGAGAGCGUACACCCGUGUCGGCUCGUUUCCAGAAUGCUGGCCUGCAUGCGUUCUGGCCGUACUGCUCUGCCGUCCGGCAGCUCAAGUCAGCUGUGCUGGAGCGCGAACAUGGGGCUCACCACACACCCUUCAGCACCCUCGAGUGGAAGCGUCGCCUUGAGGCUUUUGGGCCGGACGACGCUCCCAUAGUGGCUACCGGACCUGACGGCGAGCUGGACGCCGUGUGCGACAUGGGCAUGCUCACCGAUACCGGACGCAUCACCACCUUCCAGCUCGGUACGCGGUUGCGAAACCUCUACGUCGACCGGCUAAAGUUCAUCCCGAGCACUAUCAAAUCCACGGACUUCAUGUACCUGCGCGCUACGCCUAUUCCCCGAGCUCUGGAUUCCCUUCAGCAGACACUCGCCGGCCUGUACCCGGCACAGACACGGGUGGGCAGUGAGAAUGGCACCUUCCCGGCGCCGACUAUUCUCGCCCGGGCGCCGCAAGAUGAGACCCUGUUUCCCAACGACCAGCAUUGCCGUCGUUUUGCGGAGCUGUCUCGGGCAUUCGCGCAGCGGACGGCCGACCGGUGGAAUACCACUGACGACAUGGAGUACCUGAAUAAGAUCUACGGAAAGUGGAUGUCUCCCGAGAAUCCCCGCGUCGCGGUUGACGGACGGCCCCGACUGUCCGGUAUCAUGGACACUAUCAACUCGACUGCGGCUCAUGGGCCCGAGACCAAACUUCCUAAGCAGUUCUACGAUGAGAAAGCGCACCGUAUCAUGGAAAAGAUUGGCGUCGAGGAGUGGUACAGUGGCUACAAGGAAUCUCGAGAGUACCGUAUGCUGGGUAUUGGUGGCUUGAUGGGAGAUAUUGUUGCGCGUAUGGUUGGGAGUGUUGAGCAAAGCACCGCAGCUGGGGAGUACGAACUCAUGAGGAAAUCGGCAGAGAGGUACACGCCGAUCAAGUUUGGCCUGAGCGGCUGCCACGAUACUACCCUUGCGGGUGUGCUCUCCAGCCUUGGAGCGUUCGAGACCGAGAAGUGGCCUCCGUUCACAAGCCAUAUCGCGAUCGAGCUUUUCCGACGUUCGAACAGCCCCGCUACCGUUGAGCAAUCCGCAGACCCGGUUGUCCAGAGCGCCGUUGCCUCGGACAAGUCGAGCUGGUUCGGCUCAUGGUUCUCGUCUCGCUCAGCCGCUGGCAAGCCACCCCCUGGUAUAGGUCGCACACCGAGUGACAAGCUGUCCCCUGCGGACAAGAAGAAGCUGGAUGGGUACUACGUUCGGAUACGCUACAAUGACGAGCCGGUGACUAUUCCGGGCUGCAAAGCUGCUGGCAAGCACCUCGAGGGUGAUGAGUCGUUUUGCACAUUGGAGGAGUUCAAGGCGAUCGUGGACAAGUAUACGCCACAGGACUGGAAGCAGCAGUGCCGGAUGAACAUCAAGUCGGCAGCCUUCCCGGAGAAGCCAGAACCGGCAGGUUACUAA